Molecule: messenger RNA, 2288 nt
Organism: Prosopis cineraria
Lineage: Eukaryota; Viridiplantae; Streptophyta; Magnoliopsida; Fabales; Fabaceae
Product: DEAD-box ATP-dependent RNA helicase 1
Exons: 9
Coding region: 209-1816 (535 amino acids)
Cellular component (GO): nucleus
Molecular function (GO): ATP binding; nucleic acid binding
Source: RefSeq, a predicted model, not a curated record
UCUCCGCCUCCGCGUGCGCUCCCCACCCCACCCCACCCUCCAGACCUGACUUAAACUGACUCUUCUCGACUGUCUCUCGUCGCCUCUUGCUUCCUCUGUUCGACAUACUCAGACAGACUUCCCACGUUAUUAAUUUCCAUGGUUAAUCCCCAUCACAGUUGAGGGAACGGUGAAGAGUGUUGGUGUUGGAGCCUUGAAGGAAGUCAAGAUGGGUGAACAGAAGCAAAGUGUGCCAGUGCUGCCAUGGAUGCGGGACCCUGUUGAUGUCACACUAUCUGAAGAAUGCCCCCUCGAAUGCGUUCCUUGUCUUCACCCCAAGUUAAAGUUGGCAUUGCAGAAUAUGGGCAUCUCUAGGCUCUUUCCUGUGCAAGUUGCAGUCUGGGAAGAGACAGUUGGGCCUGGUAAUUUUGAGCGAGACCUUUGUAUAAAUUCUCCUACUGGAAGUGGAAAAACUUUAGCUUAUGCCCUUCCAAUUGUGCAAAUGCUGUCAAACCGUAUAGUAAGAUGCUUGCGUGCUUUAGUGGUGGUGCCCACUCGCGAUCUUGCCUUGCAGGUUAAAGAAGUUUUUGAUGCCAUUGCAUCUCCUCUAGGUUUGCAUGUUGGCUUGGCUGUUGGUCAAUCUUCAAUAGCUGAUGAGAUUACUAAUCUUGUGGAUGUACCGGGAUAUGAAGCAGGCAUGUGUUAUGAUCCAGAAGAUAUAUCACUUCAGUACCAACUUGGUUUCCAAAGUAAGGUGGAUAUAUUAGUAGCUACCCCUGGAAGGCUGAUGGAUCACAUCGCUGCUACUAAAGGGUUCACACUUGAGCAUCUUUAUUAUCUUGUAGUUGAUGAAACAGAUCGACUUCUUCGAGAGGCCUACCAAUCCUGGUUACCUACAGUAUUGGAGCUGACUCGAUCUAAGGACAAUAAUAUUUAUCCGCAAGCUGGUCCUUUUCUUCUUAAUUCAUUUAGUGCAUUGAGCACUAGAAGGAGAUGUGGUGUUGAGAGGGGAUUUAAAGAUAAACCUUACCCCAGGCUAGCAAAGAUGGUUUUAUCUGCAACAAUAACCCAGGACCCAGGCAAGCUUGUUCAACUUGAUCUACAUCACCCAAUAUUCUUGAAAGCUGGGCAGAUGCGUUAUAGGCUUCCAGAAAAUUUGGAAUCACUUAAACUGAUCUGUGACACAAAGGUCAAACCAUUGUAUUUGGCUGCCCUUUUAAAAUCAUUGGGAGGAGAAAAAUGCAUAGUGUUUACAAAAUCUGUGGAUUCAACACAUCGUCUGUGCAAAUUGCUGCACUAUUUUAGUGAUCUUCAAUUUAAGAUCAAGGAGUAUUCUAGUCUACAACGUCAACGUGUAAGAAGUAAGACAUUGAAGGAAUUUCGGAAAGGGGAGUUUCUAGUGCUAGUGUCUUCUGAUGCAAUGACCCGUGGAAUGGAUGUUGAGGGGGUGAGAAAUGUUAUUAAUUAUGACGUGCCGAAAUACAUUAAGACUUAUGUUCAUCGAGCAGGUAGGACAGCAAGAGCUGGCCAGACUGGACGUUGCUUCACACUGAUGUCCAAAGAUGAGGCUAGACGAUUUAAGAAGUUGUUGCAGAAGGCUGACAACAGUUCUUGCUGUGAGCACACUUUGCCCUCCAGUUUGAUUGAAGAACUUCACGCUAAUUACCAAUCAGCACUGAAAAGAUUUAAAGUGACAGUUUUGGAAGCCGGAAAGAAACGCAAGAGCAGUUCAGAGGCGUCCCAAGCAAAGAGGAUGAGAAAGAGCACACAGGGGAAUAGCUGCUUAUACGCUAAUCUUGCAGUUUAUGAUCCUUGGGGAAGACAUCCAAGCAAAUGAACCAACAAGGAAAGUUCUACAAUGGAAGUUACACUGAGGCAUGGUAUGUUGUAGUGGAAGCUAACGAAUACUGCGAUUCUUUGGGGGCUUUUUAGGAUGUUUGCUGAUAAAAUGACGACAUUCAACAUGAUGGUUGGUCAAGAAAUUAGAAUGUUGACAUGUUUAGUUUUGACAAGAACUUAAUGGCAGAGUUUAGAAGGGAUAUGGCUUCAUCUUGUUCUUGUCAUGGAUGGGGCUGAGUGAGAGCAGGUAAAAUCUGUGGCAACACCAAAAGGACAUGAAGCUCGAUUUGUAGAAAAUUUGAUAGCACUAUAACUUUUAGUUUCCUUUUGAAGAAUUAUAAACAGGGAAUAUUCUACACAAAAACAUUAGGCAUGGUGAGUGAACAGGGCGUGAAAAAUUUGAUCCAUGUAUUGUCAAAGUUCCACUAUUGUAAUGUUGUUGUUAUUAUUAUUUUUUGGGUCCUGUGUUA